Messenger RNA from Mizuhopecten yessoensis (Yesso scallop), 2537 nucleotides. RefSeq lists its product as uncharacterized. Bases 1406 to 2359 code for a protein of 317 amino acids. The transcript is spliced from 2 exons. The record is from RefSeq and is a predicted model, not a curated record. NCBI's taxonomy places the organism in Eukaryota, Metazoa, Mollusca, Bivalvia, Pectinida, Pectinidae.
GUAAUAUAUAACUACUGUCAGAAUGGUAAUAAAUAUAAACUCAUAAUGCAUUUGUAAUCAUCCGUGAAUUAAUUGGUUAGAUACAAGAUACCAUUUAAAAAUCUAAUCUUGGUCGUCAUUUUUUUUUAACUCAAACAUAAAUAUAUGAUUUUGCGAUCAUGAAAUUUCUCUUUCUUGAUGGUAACAUUACUGCUUCCCCAUUGCUGUUUACAUGUCUCAGUUGAUUAAGUGUUCAAGAGCUUGUCUGGAAUAUUAUGAUUUCCACAAUGACGGACAAACGCACGAUUUGGAGAGGUGAAGGUUGAUGAAAAGUGUUGAGGUCAUCAUCAUGAUCUCAUUGGAAGUAUUCUUUGUGCUAUAUAAAGAAUGUUUAUUGAUAAUGCUCAUUAAUGUUUGUUGUUUCGUUAUCACUGCCCUGAUUCUUGCCUUAAGGACAUGACAUUACUUGGAUUUUAUCAAGCUUUACAUAAAUGGUGUUGUGUCUGCAGCAAAAGGCUGUUCCCCUUCCGGAACACAUGGUGGUAUUCUGUUUGUACGUUUUCAUUUAACACUGUGCGGGUUGAUAACCUAUGAAGUCUUUUUUUUGUGCAUGCUUGAAAUUCAUUGAUAAAUUAUUUAUCUACUUCAUAUUCAUAGAUCAAUCUUUUUUUUAUUAAGUAAUAUUUCCUGUUUAUAUCUUUUUUUUUAUAUAAUAUUUUAGCAAUUAUUUAUACUCAAAUCAUAUUUUCUGGAAACGAUGCAAAAUUAUUCCCCUUGUCUGAAAUAUGAUAACAGACCAGAAAAAUCCGUCAAGAACGUCGGAUAUAUAAUACUAGACAAUCUUAUAUAUGAUAAUACUAGAGCGUCUAAAUAAUACAAGGACAUCUUAUAUAUAAUAAUGCUAUAACUUCUAACAUAUUAUAAUACUGCAACGUAUUUUAUAAUGUUAAUACUAAAAUGUCUUGCUUAUUAAAUUCAAAUGCAUAAAAGAAACAUGUAAAGAGAAGAUGUCAUGAGUUUCCCUUCAUAUAAGAUCUAUGAGACGAUUUUUUUUUUUUUUUUUUUCAUAAUUUUUGCAAGCCUCUGUAUUCUUAAUCUUAUAUGAAGGGAUAUCAAUCAGAUUUGAUUUACCAGGUGACAUAUAACCAUUGUUUAACUUCAUCAUAGUUUGUUUGCCAUCUGCCAUCGUAAGCUGAUCGUCAGCAUUUUGCAAAACCCGAAGUAGGCCCCAUUUACCGACGAAAGGAGAAAUAGUUUUAUACAUAACCUAAAUUAUUGAAGUUGACGUUUUAAUUGUAUAAAGCCAUAUCGUCCUGUAUCUAACACACACAUAGAAUGAUUUACAACUGUAAAAUUGUUAUUUGCGAUUAAAAUAAAAGUUCAAUAAAUUGAGCGCACUUCGUAUGUGACGUCUCUUGGCGAGGAAAUGGAGACACGUAGUUCACCCACUGUCGGUGUCAUACACCUAACGUCAUACACCAACAAUGGACGGGACGUUUACUUAAUAACGUCAUACACCAACAAUGGACGGGACAUUUACUUUGUAACGUCAUACAACAACAAUGGACGGGACAUAUACUUAGUAACGUCAUACACCAUCAAUGGACGGGACGUUUACUUAGUAACGUCAUACACCAACAAUGGGCGGGACAUUUACUUAGUGACGUCAUACACCAACAAUGGACGGGACAUUAACUUAAUAACGUUAUACACCAACAAUGGACGGGACAUUAACUUAGUGACGUCAUACACCAACAAUGGACGGGACAUUUACUUAAUAACGUCAUACACCAACAAUGGACGGGACAUUUACUUAGUAACGUCAUACACCAACAAUGGACGGGACGUUUACUUAAUAACGUCAUACACCAACAAUGGACGGGACAUUUACUUAGUAACGUCAUACACCAACAAUGGACGAGACAUAUACUUAGUGACGUCAUACACCAACAAUAGACGGGACAUGUACUUAGUGACGUCAUACACCAACAAUCGACGGGACAUUUACUUAGUGACGUCAUACACCAACAAUGGACGGGACAUAUACUUAGUAACGUCAUACACCAACAAUGGACGGGACGUUUACUUAGUAACGUCAUACACCAACAAUGGACGGGAUAUUUACUUAGUGACGUCAUACACCAACAAUGGACGGGACGUUUACUUAAUAACGUUAUACACCAACAAUGGACGGGACAUUAACUUACUGACGUCAUACACCAACAAUGGACGGGACAUUUACUUAGUAACGUCAUACACCAACAAUGGACGGGACAUAUACUUAGUAACGUCAUACACCAACAAUGGACGGGACGUUUACUUAAUAACGUCAUACACCAACAAUGGACGGGACAUUUACUUAGUGACAAGAAGUAGGUAGCACCCUUGCGUAUAAAUACCAUUCACACAGAACCAGCCAAUCACCGUAGAAAACAGCUAAAGUACGUAAUGUCUGUUAUCAUGAUGAACUACAAUUUGAAAUAAGCUACUGACAGAUUAAGACAUCUUCAGGUUUUUUUUAUCAAAUAUAUUUAUCCUAUUUUGCUUGAAUCUUCUAU